Molecule: messenger RNA, 197 nt
Organism: Cherax quadricarinatus
Lineage: Eukaryota; Metazoa; Arthropoda; Malacostraca; Decapoda; Parastacidae
Source: RefSeq, a predicted model, not a curated record
GAGUUGAAGAUCAACCAUCGGAAUGUGAGAAGUACGGUGACCUGGAAAGUGGUGCAGCUAUGUAUGGUGUUGUGAAGCGGAAGAGAGACAAUGAUAUGGAUCUUCACUCAAAUAAGCAGAUAAACAAAAAUUCUAGUGAAAAAAUAUUGGAACCACCAAUAAUAGAACAACAGAAUGCAAGAUCACACUUCUCAUAG